AUGCCGGAGGUUUGGGAGGAUUGGUCUUGGAGCGAAGUUUACCCCUCCGGCCAGGAGCUGCGUCGGUAUUUUGCCCAUGUCGAUAAAAAGCUUCAUAUCAAGAAAGAUGUGGACUUCCAGUCCAAGGUAGUGAAGGCACAGUUCGUCCGAGAAAAGAGCUGUUGGCGCACCGAAACGGAGGAUGGUCGAGUCACCGAAUCCCAAUUUCUCCUACCAUGUACAGGACUUGCAUCGAAGAGCUACACGCCUACUUUUCCUGGGAUGGAGAACUUCAAGGGCGAGAUAUAUCACUCUGAACACUGGCCAGAGGAGAACGUUAAUAGUCAAGGCAAGAAAGUGGCAGUGAUAGGCACGGGCUCAGCAGGAGUUCAGAUUAUCCAAGAGUGGGCAAAAGAAGCAGGCACUUUGACGGUGUUUCAGAGAACACCCAACCUGGCUUUGCCCAUGCGACAGCUUCAAUUUCCCCAACACCAGGAGGUCAUCAGGUCCAUGUAUCCGCACGUCUUUCGGGACCGUGGUAAGACCUUUGCGGGCUAUGUAGCAAUGCAAGUACCCAAACGGACAUUUGACGUUUCACCCGAGGAGCGUGAGGCUUUUUAUGAAUAUGCAUGGAAAAAGGGCGGUUUUCAUUUCAUUAUUGGAACAUAUAUCGAUAAUUUGACCGACCUGCAAGCAAACCGUGCCUUGUACGACUUCUGGGCUCAAAUGACGCGUUCGAGAAUCCUCGACCCCAGAAAGCGGGACCUCCUGGCACCAUUGGAUCCACCACAUCCUAUUGGAGCGAAACGAUCGUCACUGGAAUUGAAUUACUAUGAAGUAUUCAACCAGCCGAAUGUCCACCUAGUCAAUGUGCGCGAGGAUAAGAUUGUUGAAUUCCGGCCCCACGGUAUUGUCACGAGCAGUGGAGCCUACCAUGAGCUUGACGCGGUCGCAUUGGCAACUGGGUUUGAUGGUUUGACAGGGAGCUUGACCAACUUAGGUCUUCGAAACACGGAGGGCAUAUCUCUGAAGGAGGAAUGGAAGGAUGGCGCAAAAACAUACCUGGGUCUGACGCUUAGCGGAUACCCCAAUCUGUUCUACAUGUGCGGAGUGCAUGGACCGAGCGCACUUAGCAAUGUACCCUCAACUAUUGAAGUACAGGGCCAGAUUAUCAUCGAUACAAUCCAGAGAAUGCGGGCCAAUCGACUGGCAUCUCUCGAGGCUACAUCAGAGGCAGCAGACUCAUGGACAAAAUGGGCGGAUGAAAUCGCUAACGCGACACUGUUUACUCGGGCGGACUCUUGGUAUAUGGGCGCCAAUAUACCGGGGAAGAAGCGGCAGAUGCUUAAUUUUUGUGGUGGAAUACCAGCAUACAAACAGGCUUGUACAGAGGCUCUGGAGAAUUGGAAGGGGUUCAAGACUGUACAGAUGGCGAAUCUCUGA
Molecule: messenger RNA, 1422 nt
Organism: Aspergillus luchuensis
Lineage: Eukaryota; Fungi; Ascomycota; Eurotiomycetes; Eurotiales; Aspergillaceae
Product: flavin-containing monooxygenase
Exons: 1
Coding region: 1-1422 (473 amino acids)
Molecular function (GO): flavin adenine dinucleotide binding; NADP binding; N,N-dimethylaniline monooxygenase activity
Source: RefSeq, a predicted model, not a curated record